CCAAACCAAUGGCGGUAGCACAAUUUCACAGCCUGGAACGGAAAUUAGCGAAACAGCCAAAAACUGCAAGGCAAUAUAAGGAUUUUAUAAAUGAGUAUAAAGACUUAGGGCACAUGUCUUUCAUAGAAAACAAGGGUCCGGAGAUUGGGUAUUACUUACCUCAUCAUUGUGUUACCCGGGAACAUUCGGAAACUACAAAGCUACGUGUUGUAUUCAAUGGAUCAGCAAAGACAACAACGGGACUUAGUUUAAACGACGUAAUGAUAGUUGCUUGGAUAUUACGGCUUUUACCAAAAAAUAAGGAUAAAAGGGAACGAUACCUUACAUUAGCUGAAGUCAAGGAAGCGAAACGGAAGAUAAUUCGCAACGUACAAGAAGACGACUUCUUCUAUGAGAUAGAAAAGUUGAGAAGAAAGGAGAGCAUUAAUAAAAGUACACUAAUUGCAUUGAAUCCAUAUCUUGGACAGGAUGGCCUUCUUCGUGUGGGGGGAAGGUUGCGAAAUGCCUUCAUUAGUAAAGACAUGCAACAUCCCAUUAUAAUUUCACAUACUGGUAGGCUGACUGACUUAAUAAUAGACCAAGCGCAUAAGCUUACCUUUCAUGGCGGCCCUCGCCUAACAUUAUCACUUAUCAGACAGAAGUACUGGAUUGUGGGCGGUAAUAGAGCAGUAAAGAGGCAAUUGAGAUUAUGUGUAACAUGUGUUAAAAACAACCCUCGGAUGCAAUAUCAAAUAAUGGGCGACUUCCCCGAAGCUCGGUACUUGGUCGCCAUUCACGACGCGAAUACUCCUCCCGGAAAAUGGGCUAUGGGCAGAGUUGUAGAAUUACAUCCAGGCACUGAUAAUAUCGUCAGAGUAGUUUCGCUAAAGACAAAGAACAGAGUAAUCAAACGGCCAAUUGUCAAAUGA
Messenger RNA from Pieris brassicae (large cabbage white), 908 nucleotides. RefSeq lists its product as uncharacterized. Bases 9 to 908 code for a protein of 299 amino acids. NCBI's taxonomy places the organism in Eukaryota, Metazoa, Arthropoda, Insecta, Lepidoptera, Pieridae. The transcript is spliced from 3 exons. The record is from RefSeq and is a predicted model, not a curated record.